UCAUAACUCAUCACUCCACAAUCCACAUAGCUAGCUGGUAAUUAAUUAAUAAGAAUGGUUGAUUUUGUGUUGGUGGGAUUUCUGUCCCUGCUGCUGGGAUGUUGUUGUUCUGUUUAUGGUGUUGGCGAAGGAGGUUGGAGCAAUGCCCAUGCAACCUUCUACGGAGGGGGUGAUGCUGCUGACACAAUGGGUGGAGCGUGUGGAUAUGGGAACCUGAACAGCGAAGGGUACGGGAGAAACACAGCAGCUGUGAGCAGUGCCCUCUUCAACGGAGGCCUGAGCUGCGGAGCAUGCUUCCAGAUCAAGUGCGUCAAUGACAAGAGGUGGUGUCUGCCGAGGUCGGUGGUGGUCACGGCCACCAAUUUCUGCCCUCCAAACCACGCCCUCCCUAGCACCGCCGGCGGAUGGUGCAACCCUCCCCUCCACCACUUCGAUCUGGCUCAGCCUGUCUUCCAACAGAUUGCCAAUGUCAGAGCUGGCAUAGUCCCUGUUGCCUACACAAGGGUACCAUGCCAAAAGAGAGGAGGCAUGAGGUUCACCAUCAACGGCCAUGCAUACUUCAACUUAGUACUAAUCCAAAACGUCGGAGGUGCAGGCGAUGUGCAUGCCGUUUCAAUCAAAGGCUCCAACACCAAUUGGCAAUCCAUGUCAAGGAACUGGGGUCAGAACUGGCAGAGCAACUCAUACCUCAACGGCCAAACCCUCUCCUUCAAGGUUACCACCAGUGAUGGCCGCACCUUGAUCUCUAACAAUGUUGCCCCUCCUUCCUGGUCCUUUGGCCAGACCUUCACGGGCCUACAAUUCCCUUAAUCCAUUAAUUAAUUUCUCAUUCAAAUUAAAGCAGUUGCAAUUUCUUCCAUGUAUGUUAUGAGUGAUUAUUGAGUCUUAAGGGUAUAUGUACUCCCAAAUGAAAAGGGGCUUAUUUUUUAAAAUAGUCCCAUUCAUUUCAAUUGUGGUAGUGUUUUUAGACGGUAGUGGUGGAUCUUUAGGGUUCACCACCCGGAAUUUUAGUUUCCUGUCAUCUUUACCAUGAAAUAAGUGAUCUACUAUUUCGCGUCAAAUAAGAGCCAAGAGUGAUAUGUAGUAUUUGCUAGCUUAUAUUAGCAAAACCGAUCAUUGUAACGGGAUUAAUUUGCUCCCAUAUCUUUAAAGUUUAUCUAGUUUUGUGUGUUGUGAUUGUCAGAAUGAAUGUAAGUCAUUAAUCAUAAAUGAA
Arachis stenosperma is the source of this 1213-nucleotide messenger RNA. Its product is annotated as expansin-A1-like. Bases 55 to 810 code for a protein of 251 amino acids. NCBI's taxonomy places the organism in Eukaryota, Viridiplantae, Streptophyta, Magnoliopsida, Fabales, Fabaceae. The record is from RefSeq and is a predicted model, not a curated record. Gene Ontology annotation, biological process: plant-type cell wall organization. Gene Ontology annotation, cellular component: extracellular region. The transcript is spliced from 3 exons.